Molecule: messenger RNA, 1536 nt
Organism: Fraxinus pennsylvanica
Lineage: Eukaryota; Viridiplantae; Streptophyta; Magnoliopsida; Lamiales; Oleaceae
Source: the annotation of a GenBank genome assembly
AUGGCGAACCAUCUGUACGGCUACAACCGCAGCAGCUACAGCGGUGGAGGCGCCGCUGCCAGUAGUCUCUACAGCUCUCGAUCCGUCACUGAACCCUACAUCCCCGGCGCCACCUCAUUGCUCGGUACCUCCGCAAAAUACCUUAGCUCCGACGCACUUUCGUCAUCCUCCGCCAUUUCCUCCACAAUGUUCUACAACUCGGACAGCUACUAUUCUAGAAUUCCCGGUUUCUCCGUCACCACUCCCACACAUUCGUAUGGACCACCUGGCGUCGAUGUGGGGCCUGCAGUUGAGCCUAGCGACACUAUUUACUCUGGGUUGAAACGCCCUUCUGCCGAAACACUCUAUCAUCAAACCAUUUUGGGUGCCCAUAGCACAUUUGGGCAAACUGAAGCUUGGUAUUCAGCAAACCCUUUAGCCAAGCGCCCUAGAUACGAGAAUACAAGCCAUUUGCCCAUUUAUCCCCAGAGGCCAGGAGAGAAGGACUGUGCCUUUUAUAUGCAAACAAGAACGUGUAAGUAUGGAGAGAGCUGCAAGUUUGACCAUCCUAUUUGGGUUCCAGAGGGUGGAAUCCCUGAUUGGAAAGAGGUUCCGCCUGUACCAAGUGAAUCCCUUCCUGAGAGACCAGGAGAGCCUGACUGUCCUUAUUUUCUGAAGACUCAAAGAUGCAAGUUUGGUAUUAGGUGCAAAUUCAACCACCCAAAAGAUAGAGUAGUCCCCCAGGGUGCUCCAGAUAAUGCUGAUGUCUCUGCCUUACCUGAGAGGCCCUCAGAACUUCCAUGUGCGUUCUAUAUGAAGACUGGAAAGUGUAAAUUCGGCUUAUCCUGCAAAUUUCAUCACCCUAAAGGCGUGGAAGUGCAAUCAGCUGGAGAACAAUAUGCCACUGCGCUCCAGAAUGAAAUAUCUGGAGAUUCAAAGCCAGUGCAGCCACUUUAUAGCCCAGCAUUGUUGCAUAACACCAAAGGUCUUCCUAUUAGACCGGGUGAAGUUGAUUGCCCAUUUUACCUAAAAACUGGCAGCUGCAAGUACGGUACCACAUGCCGCUACAAUCAUCCUGAUAGAAAUGCUGCUAUUGCACCUGUUAUAGCUUCUCCUCCUCCACAUUUUAGCUUUGGAGCUAUUACUCCAGCGACCUCUCUCCUUCCAACUUUUAAUCCUAGGCUGACUCAGACAUCGCUAGGAUUGGUCCCAACUAUUUACCCGCAGCGACCUGGACAGCUGGAAUGUGAUUACUAUAUGAAAACUGGAAUAUGCAAGUUUGGAGAAAACUGCAAGUUUCACCAUCCUAUUGAUCGUUCAGCACCUACAGCAUCAGCAAAAGAGUCUCUGCAGCAAAAUGUCGAACUCACUCUUGCAGGCCUACCAAGAAGAGAGGGUGCAAUACACUGCCCAUAUUAUAUGAAGACUGGGACAUGCAAGUAUGGAGCAACAUGCAAAUUUGACCACCCACCCCCUGGAGAGGUCUUGGCAAUGGCAACAUCACAAGGGGCCUCGGCUGCAGGAGAGGAAGUGGAAGAGAAUGGAGAGGAGGCUUAA